Phyllopteryx taeniolatus (common seadragon) is the source of this 2525-nucleotide messenger RNA. It is a transcript of the gene cln5, whose product is annotated as CLN5 intracellular trafficking protein. The record is from RefSeq and is a predicted model, not a curated record. Gene Ontology annotation, cellular component: lysosomal membrane; lysosome. The transcript is spliced from 4 exons. Gene Ontology annotation, molecular function: hydrolase activity, acting on glycosyl bonds. The coding region runs from base 191 to 1177 and encodes 328 amino acids. Gene Ontology annotation, biological process: lysosome organization. NCBI's taxonomy places the organism in Eukaryota, Metazoa, Chordata, Actinopteri, Syngnathiformes, Syngnathidae.
UUUUAUUACGGUAUUUAUUUCACUGUCGUUCGUAAAGUUUUGUGUCGAAUCUGUCGUCGAUGUUUUCGUCUUUCGUGAUUUGAACUAGUCAACAAAACCACGUGACCAGCAUUGCGGAAGUACUGCAUGCUGUCGUUAGAAGAGGAGAAUGAGAAGAGGCCACCUCUUGUCCGCCUUUUAAGCUGCAAACAUGCCUCGCUCGGAGAUCCGUGUGUGUUUCUUCGUCUCGUUGGCCUUUCUUCACGUCGCCAACGCAUUCAAGAAUCAAACGUGGCCGGUGCCGUACAGACGCUUCGACCAUCGGCCCGAAGCGGACCCUUACUGUCAAGCUCUUUUCCCGUUCUGUCCUACCGGGGACCGAGACGGCCGCAUUCCCUACAUGAAGGACGCUGACGUCAUUUCGGUGUAUCGCCUGCAGACUCCCGUCUGGGAAUUCAAGUACGGAGACGUCCUGGGAAAACUCCGCAUCAUGCACGACGCCGUCGGCUUCAGCAGCGCCGAGACGGGGGCCAACUACACCGUGGAGUGGUACGAACUCUUCCAGCUGGGAAACUGCACCUUCCCGCACCUCCGACCCGACGUCUUCGCCCCCUUCUGGUGCAACCAGGGGGCCGCGUGCUUCUUUGACGGCAUCGACGAUUUCCACUGGGCGCAGAACGGAACCUUGGAGAAAAUAGGAGAAAUCAGCGGCAAUCAGUUUAACGAUCUGGCCCGGUGGGUGCGCGACGACAACACGACGGGCAUCUACUACGAGACGUGGACGGUGCGGUCCCACCCGGGUCCCGACGCCACCGUGUGGUUCGAGUCGUACGACUGCUCGCAGUUCGUGCACCGCGCUCACCGCAAGCUGAGCGCGCUGGGGGCCAAACUGUCCAGCCGCUCCCAGACCAACUACACCAAGAUCUACCUGUACAGCGGAGAGCCCGCCUACCUGGGCAACGACAGCGCCAUCUUCGGCCAGCCGGCGCUCAAGAACCUGGCGACGGAGAUCCGGGACUUUUACGAGAUCUUCAGACCCCACCAGUCCCUGGCGGAGUUCGCCAUGAGCAUGCUGCAGGCUUACAAGAAGGUGGUGUUGGACAAACGCUUCUACUUGUACUACAACUUUGAGUACUGGAGGCUGCCCAUGAAGCCUCCCUACGUGGGCAUCCUAUACGAGGAGGUGCCUUUGCCUUAAAACCGACAACCAGGAAACAAUUAUUUUUAUACCGUAUACUAUGAAAAACGACCCCUCGGGGGGGGGGGUAAAAAAACAGAUGAAUUGGCAAAAAAGGGAAUUACGAGUAGGCAAAGUUUAACCUUCCGAAAACGAGAACCCAGUUGGUUUAGAAUUUCUGAUGCAGUUGACGAACUAAAAAUGUCCAAUUUGUCUCUAAAAGUCAACAUUUUCAACUCAUUCUUGAUGAAUGAUUGUUUUGUCAAGGCUCGAAUCGGGUUGAUUUCAAGUCCCGUUUAAAAUGAGAUCUGAUUAUCAUCAGGUCAGUUUUCAAGCCAUCUUCAAACGUCGAGGUAUUACUGUGGAAAAGUCAAUACAAGACCCGGUUGGUUUUCAAUUGAUCUUAGGCAAAAUAUCCAACUUGUCUCAACUAGUCAUUAUUUUCAACACAUUUUUUAUUUUUUUUUUUUUAGUUAAGAUAAAACCUGGUUGUCACUGAAAGGUCUAAUUAACAAUCUUUGUGAAUUACUUCUGUGGAUUUGGGUAUCUCAACAAGAAUUUCAUUUGGAAUUUAGCUGAGCUGGACUUUCCCGAGUUGUCUACUAAAAAGUCACACAUUUUUCAGGCAUCAUUGACAAAUACUGAAAGUCAACCAUUCAAAAAAAAAAAAAAAUAAUAAUUUAAGCAAGUACAAUCUGGUGGCUUUUCUUUCUCUUAGAUUCCUAUUGAUCUUUAAAAUUACAGGGAUGAUUGUUUCCUAUCCAAAACUCUGCUUUUAAGUCCCAAUUCACAAUGCUUGAGCUCCUAGAGGUGUUAAAUAAAUUAUUAAUAUAAAACGUAUGUUCUGAAGAACGAAAUGUCCGUUGCAAAGCAUCCAUUCACAAAUGUUUAUUAGCAGACGAUCACAUGUCCAAAGGUCGUGUUCAAAGCAGCAAAGCAGACGAAGCGUUUCAAGGACAGUUGACGCUCCGAACUAAGCAACUUACUGGAUCAACCCGUCAACAUGGAAAAACAAACUUUUUUUUUUGUAGCAAAUAAAAUUCCAUUAAAAAACAAAACAAAACACUACACAACAGCAGACGAGAGCUGCGGUCCAAUCAUAACACGUCAUUCGUUACUGUACCAUCGUGGUGCGUUUACUGUCAUAUUGAGUUUGCGUCUCCCGUAUCAUUCAUGUCACUUAUAAAUUAUCGAAAUGACAUGAUAGCAAUGAACGGCUUUCAUUUACCACUUAUCAUAUACAAUUGUCCUGAAGGUUGGUACAUUACUGUUUUUAAUAAGAAAAUAAUAAAGCUUUAUUAUGUAUAUUAAGCCUCUUCUGUGCUUGCUUCUUGUCAAUUAUUGCUGAUCGUGAAGGAGAUUCAUAUAA